AUGUUUUCCGAAUUAUUGUUGUUUAUUUAUUAUUAUUAUUCGAUUCAACUAAAUUUCAUUGAUACUCGUUAUAUACGACUUCCAUCUGUAAAUUGUAGUGAAAUAUCACCAAUCGGUUUUCCUAUUAUACAUUUACUGAAUAUUCUAUCUCAAACAGAUUUUUCAUCAUCAUCUCCCACUUGGUUAUUUAGUUUUUCAUCAAAUAAUUCUGUUACAAGUUAUUUUCUCAUUGAUGAUCUUAAAGGUACUAUUACCGUCAAACAUCGUUUAGAUCGAGAAUAUUUAUGUAGUGUUGCACGAUUAUGUUCAUGUUUGAAUUGUACAUUGAAACUCGAAAUAAUAGCAAUAUCGGAUACAAUAUCACAUAUUCUAUUAUUACCAAUCACCAUUCUUGAUGAAAAUAAUAAUUUACCGUACUUUAUACGAAAUAAUUAUCAAUUUAAUGUGAGUGAAGCAACUCGAAUUGGCACUCGAUUACAAUUGCCACAAGCACAAGAUCAAGAUCAACCACCAAAUAAUAUUCAAUUAUAUUCACUUACACCAAUAAUGACAAAUGAAACUGUUCACUAUUUUGAAUUAGUUAUGUUAGAAAAAUCACUAACAGUUGUACCUGAAAUGAUAUUAAAACAUUCACUUGAUCGUGAAACAAAAUCUGAACAUCAUUAUAAAUUAUGUGCAUAUGAUAUUCAACAUCGUGUUUGUACAAAUAUUAUCUUUAAUAUAUUAGAUAUUAAUGAUAAUAUUCCUCAGUUUGAUCAAAGACAAAUAACAAUAAAUAUUUCUGAACUAAUACCAAUUGAUUCAUCAAUAAUUCAAAUACAUGCACAUGAUGAUGAUACAGGAAUAAAUGGUGAAAUACGUUAUCAAUUUAGUAAAUGGACAAAAGAUGAUCAAACAAUAGUUGACACAUUUCAUUUAGAUUCAAUAACCGGUUGGUUAACGUUAAUUAAAGAAUUAGAUUAUGAACAACGAAUUAAUUAUGAAAUACAAAUACAAGCGAAUGAUUUGGGAGAAAAUUCAAUUCCUGUUUACAUGACAAUUACAAUUCAUGUUCAAGAUGAAAACGAUAACAGUGCUGAAAUAUUUACAUUUGCACCAGUAAACAUUGAUUUGAAUGACACGAUAAUAAAUGUUUUAGAAAAUAUUACCAUUGGUACAACAUUACUAUAUUUAAGUGCAACAGAUAAAGAUAGUGACGAUAAUGGACGUUUAUCUGUUACACUAACAAAUAUGACCGUAAAUAAUUUUUUAUCUGUACAAAAAAUAACUGAUAAUACCUAUCAACUAGUAACAUUGAAAAUGUUUGAUCGUGAACAAUAUUCUAUUUAUUAUUUUACAUUGUAUGUCAGUGAUUAUGGACAUCCACAUCGAUCAACUUCAUUAAAAUUUCAAAUUAAAUUAAUUGAUAUCAAUGAUUGUUUUCCAGUAUUUGAAAAAACAUUAUAUCAAUUUAAUAUAACAGAAAAUAAUCCGUUAAAUUAUGUAUUUGGACGAAUAUUAGCGACAGAUGCUGAUGAAGGAAUUAAUUCACAAAUACAUUAUCAUAUACAAAAUUACACAAAUAUAUUUUCUCUUAAUCAUAAUAAUGAAUUAUAUACGAAAAUGAGUUUUGAUUAUGAACAACAAUCCAUUUAUCGUUUUAAUGUGAUAGCUGAAGAUAGUGGUUUAUUGCAAACAAUUGUACCAGUUGAAAUUCGAGUUAGAGGAUUAAAUGAUAAUCCACCCGUAUUUCCAUCUGGAGAAAUUUUCAUGCAAAUUGAAGAAAAUCGUCCUAUUAAUACAUUAAUUGGUCGUAUCGUUGCCUUUGAUCGUGAUGAAGAUUUACUUACGUAUGAAAUAUAUCCAGAAGAUAAAUCGUAUACAACUGGAAAAGUUUUAUUAACGACUGAUGGAAAAUUAUUUACAGCCACAGUGUUUGAUCGCGAACAAUAUAAUAAUUUAUCAUCAAUCAAAUUUCGUGUAAGAGUACACGAUAGUCAACAUAUAGUAGUAACAAAUGUUGAAGUAAAUAUAAUCGAUGUUAAUGAUAAUUUACCAAAAUUAAUUUAUCCAAUCGAUGAUAAUUCUAUUCUAUGUUUUGAACGUCAUUCUUCUAAUAAUACAGUUUUAUUCAAAGCUUAUGAUCCAGAUGAGAAUAGUCAAGUUAUAUUUUCCUUGUUAACAACACAGCAUAUAUUUCUUUAUCCUAAUGGUACAUUGAUAGUUAACACUACACGAAUUUCACUUGGAUUUCAUACAAUCACUAUUUGUCUUCAAGAUCAUAUGCAUUCAUCCACAUACAAUAUUCAUAUUAUAAUUGUUGAUAAUUAUGAUAAAUGUAACAGUAGUUAUUUUAGUUAUCGUUCACGUCAUUUUAUUUCUACAUUUUUCAAUUUUCAUAAUAAAAUAGUUUUAUUUCUAACAUUAAUCUUUGUAUUCAUUUUUAUUUUAAUCAUAAUUGUAUUUUAUUUAUGUUUAAAACGUCGAAAAGCGUCAUCGUUAUCAUUUACUUCAAACGAAUCGGUUGAAGAUAAUCAAGAAGAAAGAGAAGAAGAAGAAGAACAUGAUACGUUGAUACAUCGUACAAUUCUUCUCAACCCUCAUCCACCAACAUCACAAUCAUCUUCACCGUUUACAACAAUAUCGAAUACAAGUAUGACAUCAACAUUAGCCGAACAUCAUAAUCAUAAUCAACCACAAAAGAUAUCAACAAUCAUCAAAAAAUAUUCGUUAAAUGAACAGUCAAAACUUUCAGCUUUUGAGACACGAAACAAUAACAAAAAAUCUUUGUCAUUGUCUUCUUCAGCAUCAUCAACUUAUAUUAAAAUGAGUCGAUCAUUUGAUAAUGAAAUGGUAUAA
Molecule: messenger RNA, 2838 nt
Organism: Didymodactylos carnosus
Lineage: Eukaryota; Metazoa; Rotifera; Eurotatoria; Philodinida; Philodinidae
Source: the annotation of a GenBank genome assembly